Dacryopinax primogenitus is the source of this 1757-nucleotide messenger RNA. RefSeq names its product cofactor-independent phosphoglycerate mutase. NCBI's taxonomy places the organism in Eukaryota, Fungi, Basidiomycota, Dacrymycetes, Dacrymycetales, Dacrymycetaceae. The coding region runs from base 55 to 1605 and encodes 516 amino acids. Gene Ontology annotation, molecular function: manganese ion binding. The record is from RefSeq and is a predicted model, not a curated record. The transcript is spliced from 8 exons. Gene Ontology annotation, biological process: glucose catabolic process. Gene Ontology annotation, cellular component: cytoplasm.
AACCACCGUGCUACUUCGUUGGCACGUCUGAUUAGUACAUUUUACCCCCCUAAGAUGGUCCAAGUCAAGAACAAAGUCUGUCUUAUCGUUCACGACGGAUGGGGCGUCGCUCGGCAUCCCGGUCUCAAAGGCAACGCCAUCGAGGCAGGAGACUCGACGACAAUGGACGAGCUUGCGAAGAAGUAUAACUACCGUCUUCUUGAGGCGCAUGGUCUCGCUGUCGGGCUUAAUGACGGGCUGAUGGGCAACUCGGAGGUCGGUCAUUUGAACAUCGGUGCUGGGCGCAUCGUCUGGCAAGACAUUGUCCGAAUCGAUCAAGCCAUCAGGAAGCACGACUUCCACCGGGAUGACAACAUCGUGAAGAGCUUCCAGCAUGCAAAGAACACGAACGGUCGUCUUCACCUUCUUGGUUUGGUGUCUGAUGGCGGUGUUCACUCCCACAUUGAACAUCUCUUUGCCCUUCUCGAGACUGCGAAGGAACAACAGGUCCCUGAGGUGUACGUCCACUUCAUCGGCGAUGGUCGCGACACCGACCCGCAUUCCGGCCUUAAACACCUGCAGCAUCUUCUUGAUUUCACCAAGAAGGAGGGUGUUGGAAAGGUCGUCACUGUUGUUGGUCGUUACUACGCAAUGGACCGUGAUAAGCGCUGGGAGCGGGUCAAGAUCGCCGUUGACGCCCUAGUAAGGGGAGAGGGGGAGAAGACUGACGAUCUCCUCAAGACGUACCAGGAGAGAUACGAUAAGGAUGAAACAGACGAGUUCUUGAAACCGAUGAUCUGUGGUGGGUCGGAGACACGCAUCCAAGAUAACGACACGCUGUUCUUUUUCAAUUACCGCUCCGACCGCAUGCGUGAGCUCGUCACUAUGUUUGGUCUUCCAGAAAAGCCCAUCGAGAUCGACAUUCCCAAGAAUCUGAAUAUCACCACCAUGUCGCGCUACAACCCCGAAUGGACCUUCCCUGUCGCUUUCCCACCCCAGGGUAUGAGCGACGUGCUUGCCGAGUGGCUGUCUAAGAAGGGUGUCAAACAGUGCCAUAUUGCUGAAACCGAGAAAUACGCCCACGUCACGUUCUUCUUCAACGGUGGUGUCGAGAAACAGUUCCCCGGCGAAGACCGCUUCAUGAUCCCUUCUCCUAAGGUGCCCACCUACGACCAGCAGCCUGAGAUGUCCGUGCAGGAAGUUGCCGACAAGGUUACUGAAGAAGUCAAGUCGAAGAAGUACGAGUUCGUUAUGUGCAACUUCGCACCUCCCGACAUGGUCGGCCACACAGGGAAGUACGAGGCCGCCGUCAAAGCCAUCACCGCGACGGACAAAGCUGUGAAGACGAUAUACGAGGCGUGCGAAGAAGCCGGCUACAUUCUGGUGGUGACGGCCGAUCAUGGCAAUGCGGAGCAGAUGAUCAACCCGGAGACGGGCGAGCCCCAUACCGCACACACGACAAAUCCGGUGCCACUUAUCAUUACUGGAUCAACCGGUGCGCUCCGCGUCGAGCAGGAGAAAGCAGGCGAGGAGGGUGCGUUGUGUGAUGUCGCACCGACUGUUCUGGAUCUUCUGGGAUUGGAUAUCCCUCCUGAGAUGACAGGCCACUCGCUGCUGAAGCACUAGAAGCACCAACACAGUUACAAUCACAAUCCUUCCGCCGUGUGUUUAUAGGGGAGGGUUGAAUGGGUAUUUGCGUAUGAGACGAAACUGUACGAACAAAAUUGCAGAAAUAGAAUGUCAAAAUGAAAUGUAACAAAGUAGAAAAUGGUAUUCCG